AUGCAGCUCCUCCGGUUGGCCUGGGCUCUGACUGCCGCUGCGGUCUGCUUUCUCCUCCUCCUGCUCCUCCACAACCAGAUCCUGAGAGAAGGGCAGCUGGCGGCGGGGACCUGUGAGAUCGUCACUCUGGACCGGGACAGCAGCCAGCCGAGGAGGACCAUCGCCCGACAGACGGCCCGCUGCGCCUGCAGGAAGGGACAGAUCGCCGGGACGACACGAGCCAGACCAGCCUGCGUUGACGUUCGUAUCGUCAGGAGUCGACAGUGGUGUGAGAUGAGUCCUUGCUUGGACGAUGAAGGUUGUGACCUCCUGGUCAAUCAGUCGGGCUGGACCUGCACGCAACCAGGAGGCCGAGUCAAGACCACCACGGUGCUGCGUUCUCAUCCUCUUCCUGUAAUUGAUCCCGCUGGGCCAUCGGGCUUUGGCGAGAGCCAAUCAGAGAGCGGGCGUAAACUGUGCGGCCGCAGCUGUUUGCGUGAAGGCGACGACAGGAGACAUGUAGUGUCUGGAGACGACCAGACUCACCACAGCGGCACUGGUCAGGGCUCGGACCCGUCAGAGUCUCAGGGCCUUCAGGAGGACAUGUCCAGAGUCUAUGAGAGGCAGACCCUGGAUGCUGGGUGCAGGUCUCCUGACAGCGGCGGCGAGGACAGACGCUCCCCAGAGAAAGACUGGUUCCCAUCGUCCAUCACCCAUCAUCGCUGA
Xiphias gladius (swordfish) is the source of this 705-nucleotide messenger RNA. RefSeq names its product chemokine-like protein TAFA-5. NCBI's taxonomy places the organism in Eukaryota, Metazoa, Chordata, Actinopteri, Istiophoriformes, Xiphiidae. Bases 1 to 705 code for a protein of 234 amino acids. The transcript has 6 exons. Gene Ontology annotation, biological process: G protein-coupled receptor signaling pathway. The record is from RefSeq and is a predicted model, not a curated record. Gene Ontology annotation, molecular function: G protein-coupled receptor binding; receptor ligand activity.